UUAUUGUGAUUGCUAAAGUUAUUAAACCAUGACGAAAACAAUCGCUGAUGUCAGUGAUGUGAGUGAUGUCACUUUUUAUCGAACGGGUACAAAACUAACAAAGAUAGAGUACGUUUCCUUUUUGUGUCGUUCAAGGUGCCAUAGUCACUCGCAACCCAAAACGGUGCGCGACUACGUUAAGUACUGUUUCGAAAAACCUUUUUGCCUAUACUUUUUUUACUGUAGGACUAAUCUGAAUCUGAAAAGUGAAAACCAUAUAAUAAUAUUUUAAAAAGUUGCUGUUAUUAGUAUUAUAAGGAAUUCUGUUACGUUCAGUCCUCAAAGUGUUGGAGGAGUACAGCGUUCGGGAUUCAUUUACGCUCUCUCCCGUUAAGACAUUUUCAGCCUUGUCGAGAUUUGUUUGCAAAAAGUCUUCGAAGUGUGCAUGGGAGCUUAUCUACCUGGUGUGGUGGACCUACGUACUGACAAUUGGAGUAUCCGUAUCGAAUAUUGACUAAUUGUACAUUGCUGAAGUGGGAUAGUGAUCUGUUUGCAUUAACACAUUUAACUGGACUGCAUGUCUGGACAGUCUUCCAGUUCUUUGGUGCUUCUUUGUGAAUAAAUUGUGCUUGUCGUGGAUAAUUUUGUUUCUUUUAUAAAACUUCGGAUCUUUUGCUAUAAAGAUGGCAGGGCAUCACGAUCUCGAUAGGCAGAUCGAAAUGUUGCGACAAUGUGAGCCUAUUUCGGAAGCUGAAGUGAAGGCCCUGUGCGCCAAGGCGCGCGAGAUUCUCGUGGAAGAGGGCAAUGUACAGCGAGUGGAUGCGCCUGUUACAAUAUGUGGGGACAUUCACGGCCAGUUCUACGAUCUUAAAGAGUUAUUCAAAAUGGGGGGCGACGUUCCGGACACAAAUUAUUUAUUCAUGGGCGACUUCGUGGAUCGUGGGUAUUAUUCCGUGGAAACAUUCCUCCUUCUCCUGGCCUACAAAGUGCGGUAUCCAGACAGAAUCACUCUGAUAAGAGGAAACCACGAAUCGAGGCAGAUCACACAAGUGUAUGGAUUUUAUGACGAGUGCAUUCGCAAAUAUGGCGGAGUAAAUGUGUGGAGAUACUGCACAGAAAUAUUCGAUUAUCUUAGCCUGGCAGCGCUUAUCGACGGAAAGAUUUUCUGUGUGCACGGUGGGUUGUCGCCCUCGAUUCAGACCUUGGAUCAGAUUCGCAUGAUCGACCGGAAACAGGAAGUUCCUCAUGACGGACCGAUGUGUGAUUUACUGUGGUCGGACCCAGAAGACAAUAACGAAGGUUGGGGCAUCAGUCCGCGAGGCGCGGGAUAUCUGUUUGGAUCUGACGUAGCGCAGACUUUCAACGAAGCUAAUAAUGUGGAACUCAUUUGCCGUGCGCAUCAGCUUGUAAUGGAAGGUUACAAGUGGCAUUUCAACGAAACUGUGCUUACUGUCUGGUCAGCACCGAACUACUGCUAUCGGUGUGGAAAUGUUGCUGCUAUUCUUGAACUGAACGACAAACUUGGGAGGAACUUUAUUAUCUUCGAAGCAGCCGCCCAUGAUCUCCGUAGUGGACCUACGAAAAAGCCACAACCAGAAUACUUUCUGUGAUAUUUUGUUUGUUUCUGAGGUUCGUUUUAAACAGUGUUGCGGAUUCACACGACGCUUUCGAGGCUCUAUUCCUAUUUAUUGCUGCAUGCCUUUUGCGGGUUUUUCCUUAGACUUCUGAUAUGUUUCAGUAUGAACUGUUUUUUAAUCAACAGAAUUUUUGUAGUUUGAUAUUAUCUGCAGACCGUAAAUUUGUGGUCAGUGGUCACCCAAGUGGUGCAUGAAAAGCUGUGCUGUUUUUUGAAUUUCAAGAUUGUGCAGAAUAUCAUCAGUAGAUAGCCAGUAAGCACUUUACUGAGGAACGAGUCUUGUGCUUUUAUUGUGGAAAAGGAAUUUUUACCGACUGCUGUAUCAUGUAGUAAUACAAAGGAACAAAAAUUGUUCAAAUAAAAAUGUGUAGAUCA
Molecule: messenger RNA, 1990 nt
Organism: Paramacrobiotus metropolitanus
Lineage: Eukaryota; Metazoa; Tardigrada; Eutardigrada; Parachela; Macrobiotidae
Product: serine/threonine-protein phosphatase 4 catalytic subunit
Exons: 8
Coding region: 663-1589 (308 amino acids)
Biological process (GO): double-strand break repair via homologous recombination; peptidyl-serine dephosphorylation
Cellular component (GO): cytoplasm; nucleus
Molecular function (GO): protein serine/threonine phosphatase activity
Source: RefSeq, a predicted model, not a curated record